Molecule: messenger RNA, 559 nt
Organism: Cylindrotheca closterium
Lineage: Eukaryota; Bacillariophyta; Bacillariophyceae; Bacillariales; Bacillariaceae
Source: the annotation of a GenBank genome assembly
GACCGCCCAACGAUUGCACGAGGCUCGCGAAUGGGAUGGACCGCUUUCGGUCUACGUCAGCCCCCUCAUGGUGCCAAAAGAUCAUGUUUUGGCUCGGAUUUCAUCCCAUGGCAACGCAGUGGCCAUUGCUUCCGCGAAUAUGGGGACUUGUUCUUACCUUGGUCCCGGAGCUGGUCGGUUCCCCACUGCCAACUCUGUCGUUGCUGAUAUUUGUAGAAUAGCAGACGGACAACAAGGACCGGCCUUCCCUAUUGAAGCACCGCCGCAUUUAGAGUUGGAUUUGGACUACAUUGCCAUUUUUUACAUUCGAAUUCCCUUUCAAGAUGGUUUGGGUAUCAUCAAGCGAGUGGGAGAACUGUCCGAAGACUGCGGAGUCAGCAUCCAUUCCAUACUUCAAACGCCGAUUAUGGAUCGCAUGUCGGCUGAUUUUUGCGUGACAACCGAAGAAUGCAAGGUUAGUCAAGUGGAAGAUUUGUGUGAAGCCAUUAAUCAACAGGUGGAUUUUUGUCGGGCACCGUGCGUGUACAUGCCAAUGAUGAGAGAAAUUUACUACUAUUGA